AAGGUCACAGUUAUCGAAGAUGGCGAAGUGUUGACAAUAAGCCAUAUAUUCUUACCAAUAUUACUAUUUAUUGAACAAGCUGGGUAAAACAAUUUUUUUUGUAAAGGUUUUUCAUCUUCAUAGUAGUUCUACAGUAGUUGUGACCGGUUUCACAAAAACAAGUGCUUAAAAUGUCUGAGACGAGUGGUUUGCGUCAACGGAUAAGCUCCGUCAUGGACAUUCUAGCCUCCGCUGUGGUGACAGAGAUUUGCAAAUUAGUAGAGGAUUGCUGUGGAGCGUUAAGUGUAGAAGUCUCUCAAAGCAAAGAGCAAAUCAAAAUGCUAGAGAAGCAACUCAGCCUGACCGAGUCGAGGUACAUGUCGGUGAGUGGCAAAGGAGGUCAGACGCCUGUCAGCAGCGGCUCACCAAUAAACAACAGUCCUUCGGGCAAUUACCCCACGGCCAAUGCCGAUGAUGCGGACGACACUCACGAUGACAAAGGUAUGGUGCAUGUGCAGGACUUUUAUUUUGACAUGAGAUUUCCAGCAGUUCAAUGUCUCUGAAGUGGAGUUUCUCCCUGAGCAGCAGCAUUGUAAGCAGGAGUUGAGCCCCAUCCUGGGGCAAGAUGACUGGCACCCCAUACAGAUUAAAGAAGAACAGGAGGAAUUCAGGAUCAUCCAGAAGGAGGAAGACUCUGUAUUCACUCCUGCCUGGGUGAAAAGUGACUAUGAUCAGUACUCAACUCAGUCCUCACAAACCCAAAGUGAAGAAUAUGAAGACAGAAUGGCCUCAACUGAACAGAUCAAAACAGAACCUAAGGAAGAUAAUUCCUCAGAGCCAACCAGUGAUUCUUAUCCCCAGUGCAAAUUGAAGAAGACAUGGACAGAAAUUGGACAAAGCUCGAAGGGUAGAAAAACCAUGGAUCUAAGGUCACCAGUGCAAAUGAGUCACACAGAAGAGAAAUCAUUUUGCUGUAGUGAUUGUGGUGAACGUUUCACUCAGAUGGGAAAACUGGAUGCUCAUAGGAAGGCCCACAAAGGAAAGAAACCGCAUCGCUGUGAUGAAUGUGGCAAAUGUUAUACUCAAAGUGGGUAUCUAAACUAUCACAGAAAGACUCACACAGGGGAGAAACCUCAUCGCUGUCAUGAUUGUGGCAAAUGUUUCUAUCGAGUUGGUGAUCUGACACUUCAUAUGAGGAUUCACACAGGGGAAAAACCACUUUGCUGCCAGGUCUGUGGCAAAUGUUUUGCUCGUCCUAGUAAUCUGAGGUCUCACGUUAGGAUUCACACAGAGAAAUGUUAUUCCUGUCAUUAUUGUGGCAAAUAUUUUCGGCGUAAAGAUAGUCUGACCGUGCACAUGAGGAUUCACACAAGGGAAAUCAUAUAAUUGUUGCUAUAGUAGCACAUCUUUCAGCACUAGUGGUAGUCACAUGAGUUCAUGUGAGGAUAAGUCACAUGAGCUAUAAACUAUCAGGAUUGUUGUAAAUGUUUCAAUAAUUGUAAGAAUAUGAGGAGACUAAGAGCAGGAACCACAUGCUACCAUGACUUGCAAAUAUUUCAUAACUGCCUUUCUUUAACAUUAGCUAGGUUUCCAUUCAAUUGGCGACAGAUAUGAAUGUGAAUAUUCUAAAUUCUGCAUAAGGAAAAUAUGCGCAUUUUCCCACCUGUUUCCACCAAGCAGACUUGUUGUGGAUAAAAAUCAGUGUGUGAUGACGUGGUGCACACAAUGUACAUUUUCACUUAAGUUUUCAUGUACCAAAUAAAAAUCUAACUUUGUGAAUAGUUUCGUCACAAACUGUUGCUAUAAAUAGCAAAUGUGCCUACUCUGGUCUUGGCUCGUGCUCUCUAACCAACAGGUCGCAGAGACAGGGUAGGCUAGCCUUCAUGAUGAGAUUUAUUAUGGAUAAGAGUGAGAAUAUUUGUAUUCAUCGAUCUUCAUCUCAAUAAGACCCUCAAUAUUUUUGAGAAAGGAGCAUCAAGCUCAUACCAUGCACUUUCACCACCCUGUGAAGUUCAUCAUAACAUGACACGUUCUACUCUGAUUUAGCCAUCGCCUCCUGUGUUCCUGACCCUGAGUUGGCUCUAGAAAAUGUAUUCUCCAUAUUUAUUCCUCUGGCAGAUACACACACCCUUUUUAAACAAUUCAGAGUCAAAGAUAGAUCUAACCCUUGGCUUGAAUCUGAGCUCAUUCAGAUGAGAAAUCAGGCCUGGGCCAAUUCAAGGAAACUGACUUUGUAGUGGACUGACAAUCUUUCAGACAAUUGAGAAACAGAUGUCCUAUCUCGAUUUCAGAAGCUUAAUCAAGCAAUCUCUGACUCUGCUGGUGAUCCUUCUAAGUUUUGGAAAACAGUCAAUGUGCUGAAUAGAACACAUUCCUCGUCUUCCGUGCCAAGGCAGGCCUCUGGCAUCAUAACUGAGAAGAAUGGGAUAAGUGAUGCUUUUAAUCAUCUUUUUUUAUCUAGGCAGGCUUUUUACUUGAGAAAAACUGGUUUAAAUGAUCCUGGUAAGUCAAUCAACUGCUCUUCCCUCUGCCAGCCUCCAGCUGACACGACUGUUAACCCGUCAACUUAUAGUGAAUCUUUGUUUAUUUCAACAAUUUACUAUCUGUGAUGUACUAGAUGCUUUGCUUAAGAUUGAUGUGUAAAAAUGUUUUUGUUUUUUAAAUAAUAAUAUUUAAAAAUCCCCUGGGACUAAUAUGCUUGAUCCAUUUUAGCUGCAGUUCUCUGCCCCCCUGAUUGCUAAAUUAUUAACCCAUCUUUAUCCUGACCAUUAUACAGUGGGACAAAAAAAAGUAUUUAGUCAGCCACCAAUUGUGCAAGUUCUC
Molecule: messenger RNA, 2802 nt
Organism: Oncorhynchus gorbuscha (pink salmon)
Lineage: Eukaryota; Metazoa; Chordata; Actinopteri; Salmoniformes; Salmonidae
Product: gastrula zinc finger protein XlCGF48.2-like
Exons: 3
Coding region: 171-542 (123 amino acids)
Biological process (GO): regulation of transcription by RNA polymerase II
Molecular function (GO): DNA-binding transcription factor activity, RNA polymerase II-specific; RNA polymerase II cis-regulatory region sequence-specific DNA binding
Source: RefSeq, a predicted model, not a curated record